ACACAAAUUCGUGAAUUACAGGAGGACGGCAGACGAGAAACAGAUUCAGUGUUGAUUCAGCCAUUUUAAUGAAUAGAAGCUAACAUAAAUCUGAUUCAAGAUGGAGUCAAUUCACAAUCGGUUAAGAAUACAGAACAUAGCAGACGAAGCAAAACGGAAGAAGGUGGAAGAGAUUCUGAAACCGUUGAUUCUGAAUGAUGCGGCCAUACAAAAGUUAAUGGAUACAUUUGAAGACCAGAUUUCCCUCGCUAAUACAAUGGACCCCGAAAAAAGAAAACAGUCGAAUUUGCUAUGGGAGUGUACUUAUGUACGACAUCUUCUAAAGGGGAAUGAGAACGGUGAUUACAUUGGUCUAGAUCUUGGUGGAACAAACUUCCGGGUUGUCAGAGUUGUGAUGAAAAACGGGAUAGCUAACACGACCACGAAGUAUUACAACUUAGACGAACAGCUUCUGUCGGGUCCUUGUAAAUAUGUGUUUGAUCAUAUAGCUGAGAGUUUGGAACGGUUUUUACGAGAAGAAAAUAUCACCACUCCUCUGCCUGUUGGUUUCACGUUUUCCUUCCCCUCUGAUCAGAAGUCCUUAAAACACAGCAUCCUUCUAACUUGGACCAAAUCCUUCAAAUGUCCAGAUGGACCUGGGCUGGACGCUUGUGUUCUGUUGGAAGAAGCUAUUGCCAGGAGAAAGGACAGUAUGCCAGUAGAGCUGGAUGUGAUGGCAAGAAUCAGUGAUACCACCGGGGCCUUAAUGGCAGGGAACUACGUGGACAAAAAUUGUCGAAUUGGAGUGAUUCUGGGUACUGGUUCAAAUGCCUGUUUCGUGGAACAUCUGGAAAACUAUAACAAAUUCAAAUCAACUGAUCCAGAUACAAAGCAGAUAUUGGUGAAUGUGGAAUGGGGAGCGUUUGGUGACAAUGGAUGCUUAGAUUUUUGUAGAAAUGAAUAUGAAAAAGAGGUAGAUUUACAUUCAAAUCAUCCACAUUCAUAUACAUUUGAGAAAUCAUUUGGAGGGUUGUAUCUUGGGGAGCAGGUGCGAUUGCCGCUCAUCAAGCUUAUAGAGGGAGGAUGUCUAUUUAAUGGAAAGUCAUCCCCAGAGCUGAUAAAAAGAUGGGGGUUUACUACUUCCAAUGUCACAUCUAUUGAAGAAGACAAUGAGACUUCGGAGAGAACCUGGUCCGUCCUGCAGGCCUUUGGUUUGGCAGACAUAGCAACAGAGGAGGAUGUAUCACUGGUGAGAGAGGUCUGUGCCAUUGUGUCGGAGAGGGGGGCCAAAAUAGUGGCAGCUGUAUUAGCUGUUCUUUUGAACCAUAUAAACUUGCCUGAAGUGACGAUAGCCUUUGAUGGAUCUUUGUAUGAGAAGCAUCCAAAGUAUAGGGUCCACAUAGCAGAUCUAUUAGCAAAACUAGUCCCAACCACAAAGACAAAGUUGAUUUUAGUAAAAGACGGAAGCGGGCAGGGAGCAGCAUUUGUGGCCGCCGUAGAAUACAAACAGCCUUAAAGAACCAAGGAAACAAACGAAGGAAAUACAUGACAAUUGACUAGAAAGAUACAACUUUAGGAAAUAAAAUGUUGUUGACUGUAGAACAACUGCUCUUGGAAUAGUCAAGGGAAAACAAACAAAAUGUUUGCGAAUGCUGACGAAGACAAUAUUAGAUACUCGGAAGUAAAUCAUAAAGUCUUUGAAUAAUAUCAGUGAAGAUGACUGAAGAAGAAACACUCUUAACAUAAUUACCGAACUGUGCAAUUCCUUCAAAGUUACUGAACUGUGCAAUUCCUUCAAAGUUACUGAACUAUGUAAUCCUUCAAAGUUACUGAAUUGUAUAAUCCUUCAAAGUUACUGAAUUGUGUAAUCCUUCAAAGUUACUGAACUGUGUAAUCCUUCAAAGUUACUGAAUUGUGUAAUCCUUCAGAAUUACUGAAUUGUGAAAUCCUUCAAAGUUACUGAAUUGUGUAAUCCUUCAGAAUUGCUGAAUUGUGAAAUCCUUCAAAGUUACUGAACUCUAUAAUCCUUCAGUUAUUAAACUGUGCAAUCCUUCACAGUUACUGUACUGUGUAAUCCUUCAAAAGAGAAAUGUCAAAAAACCAAAGAAUUUCUUGUUUUAUUAUAAAAAUAAAUGAGUUAUGUUGUUUUAUAAGAAAAACGCA
Saccostrea cuccullata (small rock oyster) is the source of this 2142-nucleotide messenger RNA. RefSeq names its product hexokinase-1-like. The transcript has 12 exons. NCBI's taxonomy places the organism in Eukaryota, Metazoa, Mollusca, Bivalvia, Ostreida, Ostreidae. The coding region runs from base 101 to 1495 and encodes 464 amino acids. Gene Ontology annotation, cellular component: mitochondrion; cytosol. Gene Ontology annotation, molecular function: fructokinase activity; ATP binding; D-glucose binding. The record is from RefSeq and is a predicted model, not a curated record. Gene Ontology annotation, biological process: glucose metabolic process; intracellular glucose homeostasis; glucose 6-phosphate metabolic process.